Messenger RNA from Cladophialophora yegresii CBS 114405, 2049 nucleotides. RefSeq lists its product as uncharacterized. Gene Ontology annotation, molecular function: protein binding. Gene Ontology annotation, biological process: endoplasmic reticulum unfolded protein response. NCBI's taxonomy places the organism in Eukaryota, Fungi, Ascomycota, Eurotiomycetes, Chaetothyriales, Herpotrichiellaceae. The record is from RefSeq and is a predicted model, not a curated record. The transcript has 2 exons. The coding region runs from base 1 to 2049 and encodes 682 amino acids.
AUGGACUCCUCAUCGUCUCCCAGUCCUCCGCCGCAAGGGCACCCUCCGCUGGAGAAAGACCAUGUCAACCUGCGCGUCACGUAUCUGGUGACAGGGGACCCACGGCCUCCUCAUUCCCUGGGAAAUGUGCAUCUGAACACCACCAUCGCAGAUUUGAGGGCAAAGAUUCGGUCCGAGCUGCCAGAGCACCCUGCUCCGACUGAGCAAAGGCUCAUCUACCAGGGCCGUCCUCUGCUUAGAAACGAAGCCACCUUGCGGGAUGUGCUGAGAAUCGAGCCUGGACAAGAAGCUGGUCCACUUCCAUUUACCAUCCACAUCGUAAUACAAAGCCCUCAACCUACUCCUCAACCUCCUCCUCCAGCGGCUCUUCCUGCGAUGCAUCCACAUCUACCUGCCGAUGUUGCCAACCCAUUGCGAGCGGCCGAGCACUCCGCAAACAGACUGCAAGAGUCGCUUGUCCGGAUCCAAGAACAGAUCGAGGCGAAUCGAGCAGAUCUAAGAUCGGUGCAACAGAGAAUAGCUUUUCAACACACGAAUCUGGCUGGUCCUCCCAUGGCUGCUCAUGGCCAUGUUAACGGUCAGCCGCUGCCCAAUAUCUUGCCGCCUGGCUUCCCCAUGAACCUGCCAUUCGGACUACCAUUUGCGCCGCAGCCACAACUUCCACUACCUCCUACUCGGACACCACAUCAUCCUGGACAGCCUGCAAAUACACCUCCAGCAUCACUUGCACAGCACCGCCCGACUGGGGGCACCUCCACGCCGAAUCCCGCGCAGCAGAACGGCCAGAUACCAUAUCCUCAACGUGUGACCGUGGUUACUGAAACAGUGAGUAUCCAGAACCAAGCCCACCGUCCAUCCUCUGCACCUGGACAGCGCCCUCCAAUGCCAUCCCAGCAACGAGGAAAUGUCCCCUCCCACACGCCACAGACCGACAGCUCGACGCCUGCUCCAGUCCUGCCACCUCCCGGCUGGGAUUAUUCGACCCCAACGACUUUACCGCCUCUGCCUGUCCCGCGACCCUUUGCGCAGCCCCUUGUGAGCACUUUACACCCAUCGACCGCUACAGCAUGGCUGAUGUCCUCACCCACUGGGCCGAGAGCGUUGCUUUUCGCACCGGGCCACGGUUACUUCUCUUCCUUACCACCUGUGGCUACUCAACAACAGCAGGCUGGUGGAGCACUAAACCCCGAGACUCGAACGAGCGAUACGAAUCCCAUGCCUGUGCCUGGAGUGGGUCAAGCGGCCGAUCGGGAGCAACAAGGUGGGGAUCGCGCAGUAAUCAGAGCCGACCAGCUUCAGCCUGCAGGAGCACUGGCUCAAGCACAGCAAAACGGGCAAGAAAAUGACCUGUUCGCGUUUCUUAUCAAUCGGGGAUGGCUGUUCCUGAGGCUCUACUUGUUCAUGUUCGUCUUCUCUGAACCCGGAACGUGGAAACGUUGGCUCAUGAUCAUUGUGGCCGCAAUCGUCUGUCUGCAGCCCCGAGAUGGCCCAUUCACUCGCUUGAUGAGGGCAGCUCGUCGACACUUUGACUCCCUUGUCGGUCCACCACCACGGCCUGGAGCUGUAGCUCCACAGCGUGUUGAUGCGGCAGGUCAAGAAGCUCCUGCGCAGAGGCCGGCGAAUGUUCGUGGCGCCGUCCAGAUGACCCCGCAAGAGGCAGCAGCACGACUCAUAGCAGGGCGACAGAACAACCAAGACCGCCCGCCACGCUUCUGGAGAGACGCGUUCUACCGCGUUGAACAGAGUAUGGCUCUGUUUCUAGCAAGUCUGAUCCCAGGCGUAGGUGAGCGCCAUGUCAGAGCAAGAGAAGAGCAACGACGGGAAGAGGAAAGAAGGCGCGCUGAGGCGGCGGCGGCAGCAGCGGCAGCAACGGCAGCAGCGGAGAACCAGAAUCUGCCACAGGAAGAAACACAAGUCAAUGACCCAGAGAGGCAAUCUGCAGUAGACAAAUCGGAGGUCAACCACCCCGAAAAUGGAGAGCAGAGUACUUCGAGUUCCGUGCAAGCCAGGCAGGAAGAUGGUGCUGGAGAGCUGCGGAAUAGGACGUAA